UGUAUAUAUUUAACGUAUAUUGAAGGUUAUGGUAUAAACAAUUAAUUUUAUUAUUUUCUUUCCUGAUAUGUUGUCGUCGUAAAACAUUAAUUUCAGUAAUUUCAUUAUUAGAUGUUGGCCAGACUGUCGGAAAAUUAAAGCUGUAAACAGGUGUUUUUCGAAUGGAAUGAGGUAGCAUGGUCAAAGAGGGGAGAAACUGAAACUGAAUCAAACAGCAAGCAUUUUGUUCUCACGAGUUAAAGGUAGCUUGGUGUGGAACUGUGCAAGUGGUAACCGAGUCACGCACAGUGUUUACAAUUUGUUUACGCUUGCACCAAAGUGUAUGUGCUAUUCCGUUCUAGUCAUUAAAUAUAAACAAGAAUUCAUUUAAAUAGACACUGUUUUAGAGCGCAGUGUAAAUAUAAAAAAGUAAAAAUUGUAGGAAAUAUGUGGUGUUAUAUGAAAUUCAUGUGAGUUCUUGUGGAAGUUAAGAUGCCUCACCAGUACGGGCUACCAGGAAUUGCCCAUGCCCAGUCACCCCCAACUCCACCCCCUCAGCAUGGUGCGAUGUACCCUCGAUUUUCCGGAGCAGUAGUACCAGGUGGUUAUAGAGGUGAAGACAGAAGGCUUACUAGGGAGGCUAUGGAAAGGUAUUUGAGGGAAAGGUCUGAUAUGGUUAUAGUAAUUUUACAUGCUAAAGUUGCACAAAAGUCAUAUGGAAAUGAGAAGAGGUUUUUCUGUCCACCUCCUUGUAUAUAUUUGUUUGGAGAUGGAUGGAGACUGCGACAGGAGCAAAUGCUGAGAGAAGGCGAAUCAGAGCAGGCGUCUCAGUUGUGUGCUUUCAUAGGAAUUGGCAAUUCAGAUCAAGAUAUGCAGCAAUUAGAUUUAAACAAUGGUAAACAAUACUGUGCCGCAAAGACUUUAUACAUAUCCGAUUCUGAUAAACGUAAACAUUUUAUGUUGUCUGUGAAAAUGUUCUAUGGUUCUGGACAUGAUAUUGGAGUGUUUCAUAGUAAACGUAUUAAAGUCAUAUCAAAACCUUCCAAGAAAAAACAAAGCCUUAAAAAUGCCGAUCUGUGUAUAGCUAGUGGUACAAAAGUGGCACUUUUCAAUAGGUUAAGGUCUCAGACUGUCUCUACUAGGUAUUUACACGUGGAAAACGGACAUUUUCAUGCCAGUUCCACACAGUGGGGUGCCUUUACGAUACACUUGUUGGACGAUAAUGAAUCUGAAAGUGAAGAGUUUCAAGUACGGGAUGGUUAUAUUCAUUAUGGAUCUACAGUUAAGCUAGUCUGUUCUGUCACGGGUAUGGCAUUACCUAGACUGAUUAUUCGGAAAGUUGAUAAACAGCAGGCCUUGCUGGAAGCCGAUGACCCUGUGUCUCAGCUUCACAAAUGUGCAUUUUACAUGAAAGACACAGAGCGGAUGUACCUUUGCCUGUCGCAAGAACGCAUUAUCCAGUUCCAAGCGACACCCUGCCCGAAAGAACCUAACAAAGAGAUGAUCAAUGACGGCGCUUGCUGGACCAUCAUCUCCACGGAUAAAGCCGAAUAUCAAUUUUACGAGGGCAUGGGUCCAGUGCGAUCCCCUGUCACGCCUGUUCCUAUAGUACAUAGUCUCCACUUAAACGGGGGUGGUGAUGUUGCUAUGCUGGAACUCACCGGCGAUAACUUCUCGCCAUCGCUGCAAGUUUGGUUCGGCGACGUCGAGGCUGAAACUAUGUACAGGUGUCAGGAGAGCAUGCUGUGUGUAGUGCCAGAUAUUUCCCAGUUUAGGGGUGAAUGGUUGUGGGUGAGGCAGCCGACACAGGUCCCCGUGUCGCUUGUGAGAAACGAUGGCAUAAUUUACGCGACAGGUUUGACGUUUACUUACACACCGGAACCGGGGCCUAGGCCGCAUUGCGCUCCUGCUGAUGAAAUUAUGAGGCAGGGCCAGAGAAGUGCUGCGGUGGCACAGGCUCAGUCCCAGGCGGCUAUCGCAGAGGCUGCUUGGAACUCCCACGGCAUGCAUUAGUUGUAAGUUAGUCAAUAUCUGCCUUAAAAUCUAUUGCAAUAAGUACUCUUACUAGAGUCGGGGUGUAUACUAAUGUGGAAAACCUGAUAUUAACGGAGAAUUUUAUAGAUUUGGAAAUGUUGGAGAAUUUCUCAGAUUUUCUUUGAAUUUUUUCAAAUUGGAUCGUUAUUACAAGGCAUUGCCCUUGGACGUCACGUUUUCAAUAUUUGUGAAACAAAUUUAUUUAUCACUGCACGACAGAGAUCUUAGAAACUAAUGAUAUACAGAAAAAGUUAUAUUGGCAAAGCAGUGCAGAAUUUAAUACUAAUCAACAUACCUCUCAGAAUAUAAAUCAACUCUCAUACAACCUCUCCUUUUAAAAAUCAUGACAAAAAUGUAUCGUUUUACAAGUUUUUCAGCUCAAAAUGAACUUAAUAACUAAAUUUGAAAAAGAUCGACUUACUUUUUCUUUAAUAAAACUCAAACGAAGAUGAUAUGUUCAGGCAUUAAAUUCUGCAUUAUUUUGUCCAUAUAAGCUUUUCAGUAUCUCUAAUAGUUACUGAGAUCUUGUAGUGAUAAUCAAAUUUGACUCACCCUGUAUAGAUAUAAUGAAAUUUUUUCUAUGCUUUUAGAAAAAAAAGUGUUUAAUUGUUUUUGCUGGUGGAAACCCAAAUAAGCACAAUUUUACACAAUGUAGAAAAAAAUGGCUUUAUUUCAAUCGGCCCAAAAUUAAAAAUAAUAUCCACAUUUUUUUAAUACAUGAGGAUUUAUUGGCUCAAUUCUAAUAGCUUUAAUUUAUUUUGAUAAAAUUUGUAUU
This is a messenger RNA of Anoplophora glabripennis (Asian longhorned beetle), 2788 nucleotides long. RefSeq names its product suppressor of hairless protein (gene Su(H)). Gene Ontology annotation, biological process: regulation of transcription by RNA polymerase II. The coding region runs from base 472 to 1992 and encodes 506 amino acids. The transcript has 2 exons. Gene Ontology annotation, cellular component: nucleus. The record is from RefSeq and is a predicted model, not a curated record. Gene Ontology annotation, molecular function: DNA-binding transcription activator activity, RNA polymerase II-specific; RNA polymerase II cis-regulatory region sequence-specific DNA binding. NCBI's taxonomy places the organism in Eukaryota, Metazoa, Arthropoda, Insecta, Coleoptera, Cerambycidae.